Messenger RNA from Micropterus dolomieu (smallmouth bass), 1891 nucleotides. RefSeq lists its product as uncharacterized. Lineage: Eukaryota; Metazoa; Chordata; Actinopteri; Centrarchiformes; Centrarchidae. The record is from RefSeq and is a predicted model, not a curated record. The transcript has 15 exons. Bases 433 to 1827 code for a protein of 464 amino acids.
GAAUCGUUUGAAAACAUUCAUACCAGAACAUUGAACACAUUUGAAUAGUAAUUAACCAACCAAAGCUUACAGGCAACUGCUAGCUAGUUAGUCAGAUAGUUAUGUUACAAAUAAAAAUGAUGGAUUUUAAAUCCUGUACAAAGAUAACAGAUGCAAGAACUUCAACACCUCGUCAAGUCAAAACCUCAGACUUCCAUAUGAUCAGGUAAAUUAAAGGCCACCAUAAAAUCAUUUUCAAGGAGACACAAGAAACAGACUGAAGACAAAAGUAGAAGACAAAAGCCAUUGUCCAAGCCUGGACUGUCUCUGGAGAAAAAAAUUGAACAGGAGAAGCGGAGGAGGCAUGUUCUGAUUAAUGAGCACAACAGAUUAACGUUUGCCGUGAAGACAAAAGAGGCUAAGUUGAAGGAGCUGCAAGAGCAGCUAAAAGCAAUGAGCCUUCAGCCUACAAAUUACAACUGUGAAGACACAUGUGAGCAGCGUAUACGACAGCUGGAGAACAACCUGGAUAAGAUGAAGCUGAAGACCACACAGGCUAAGAGAAUCCAGACGGCCUAUUGGCACAUUCUUGAGCACCUGCAGCAGGAGGUCCGUGGUAUGUACAAGGUCCUGGACCAGAAAGCGCAUGCAGUUGCCGUUGGACAGGCAGAGGUGGACAAAGCAACCCAAAAGUUCCAGUCAGCAGCAGCUGCUGCAGAUAGCACACUGGGCAAAAUGGUUUGGGUGGAAAAUGAGACAAUGGAAAAGAAAAGUAAAAUGGAUAGUGAGCUGGGCGAACUGACGGCAGAAGAAAAUGAGCUGAAACGGAACAUGAAAACACUUGGACGUCUUAGCCCCAAAGGGCAGAGCAGGCUGAAGGAGCGGCAGGAAAUUGAGGAAAAAGCACAGUCAAUUCCUGUCACAGAUCAUCAGUACUAUGACAUCUGUGGUGCUUCCCAGUCUGACAUGAAACUGGUAGAGGAUAUGGAGGCUCUGAGAGAGAUUCUGGGCUGUGCUGACAUACAGGAUCUAGUUAACAAGGUGGUGUCACAGCAAGCCACCAAGGAGCAGCUCCAAACUGAGGUAACCCACUGUGAGGAACUCGUCAGGCAGGAGGCCAAAACCCUGGCUGAUCUAGAGCUCCUGAACACAGAACUCAAGUUCAAUGCCAAACCUACAACUACAAGGUUUGACAAGCUGAAGGAACAAAUGCAGCCAAAGCUGAGUCAGAAAGUGGAUCAUGUUCAGCGACUUCAGGCCAAGCUGCAGCAGUCUCAGGGUCUGUUGGACACUGUUGAGCAGGGGGUGACCAAUGUCUACUUCAGGAUGAGCUGCGUACCUGUGGAGACAAGAUGGAAAAGAGAGGAGCAGUCGUAUAAAAACAGCCGACAUGCUCGAUUUAAAGCCAGAAGCCUCUACUCACCCAUUCAGGAACUCACUGCAAGGCAAACUCCAACUCCCAAAGUACCGGUACUUUCGGAAAGUACUACCCCCCGAGCAGGAACUUUUUUGGGGGGGUUGCCCAGCGCGUCCAGUACUAACAGCACAGACAAACUGGGGGACAUCAGCGCCCGUCUACCAACAUUACUGCAAAUAGCCUCAAAGCAGAAACCUGAGAUCAGCGGUCUGGACAAAGAGAGGGUUUACAGUUUGCUGGAACAGCUCAACAUGAUGGGGAUGAGGAACAACAAGAGACAAACUACCCCUCUAGACACUCCCCAGCUUAGUGAGGAUGAAGAAGAGUGCGUUCCGUCCCGCGAGGACAUCAAACGCAACAGCAGUAAACUGAUUGAAUCCAAGCAGAAGAAGAAGAAUAAGUCCUCGAGGAAAGGCAAGAGGAAGCAGUAGAGAUAUAGACCACAGAGUGGGUAUAAAAAGGCUAAUGAAAUAAACAAUAAAGAAGCUAGAAGUU